Molecule: messenger RNA, 3032 nt
Organism: Zea mays
Lineage: Eukaryota; Viridiplantae; Streptophyta; Magnoliopsida; Poales; Poaceae
Exons: 8
Coding region: 160-1107 (315 amino acids)
Source: RefSeq, a predicted model, not a curated record
GAAAGUUAAAAAUAAAUAGUUUCUCGUAGAAAUUCUAAGUCGGACAACAAACAAGCAGGAGAGAAGAAUCAGUGAUCUGUGCUGUGAGUACCUGACCUCUUCCAGACAGCCUCUGAAAUCCCCUUCGGCCCUUCCUGCUCCAGCGGGAGCGCACCAGCAAUGUCGUCGGCGGGGCCACCGCCGCCGCUGCCGCCGUGGAGCAGGCUGGAGGGGCAGGUGGUGCUGGUGACGGGCGCUUCCUCCGGCAUCGGACGCGACUUCUGCCUCGACCUGGCGCGCGCCGGCUGCCGCGUCGUCGCCGCCGCCCGCCGCGCCGAUCGUCUCCGCUCGCUCUGCGACGAGAUCAACGCCUCCGCUGCCUCCCGAGCCCCCCGCGCGGUGGCUGUGGAGGUCGACGUCGCCGCCGGUGGUUCGGCCCUGGAGGCGGCGGUGCAGAAGGCCUGGGACGCCUUUGGCCGUAUCGACGCCUUGGUCAACAACGCCGGCAUACGAGGUGCAGUGCAUUCUCCAUUAGAUUGGCCCGAGGAUGAGUGGGACAGAAUCAUCAAGACGAACCUUACCGGAUCAUGGCUCGUGGCCAAACAUGUCUGUCGACGCAUGCGUGAUGCCAAGCUGAAGGGUUCAGUGGUUAACAUCACCUCUAUUGCUGGCCUUAACCGUGGGCAUCUGCCUGGCUCCACGGGAUACGCAUCCUCAAAGGCUGCUGUGCAUUAUGCCACCAAGAUUAUGGCUUUGGAAUUGGGCGCGGAUCGCAUCAGAGUGAACUCGAUUGCACCUGGACUCUUCAAAUCAGAGAUAACUGCUCCUCUGUUUCAAAAGAGGUGGUUGAGCACCGUUGCUUCAAAGAUAGUGCCGCUUAAGGAGCAUGGCGCUACUGAUCCUGCAUUGACGUCGCUGGUCCGUUUUCUGAUCCAUGAAGCAUCGUCGUAUGUGACUGGCAACAUCUUCAUUGUAGACUCAGAGCAAUGGAAUCAAGACGGAAUGAAGACGGCAACAACGACAACUCUCCAACAACAACAACAAAGAUCUGCUACGUUGCAGGCCUGGCGGAGACGCACAGGUCCUCAACCCGUCCUGUCUGUCUCUUCUGCAGCUAUUCGAGGCUGACGUUUACAGUGUGCUAGAUGGAUCUACAAACAAGACUCAUAAAAGUGUUACCGGAAAAAGGUUAGCUUCAUGCUAGGCAAUCUGUCUAGACUAUUGUUCCCACAUCAUGGCGACACUUUUACAUGCAUGCCAUGGCAACAAACUUUACAUGGGUCUCACACAUCACCUUCCAAGAAGGUUGCCAAGAAACUUUUUAGAGAUGAAGACAAAGGAGACGAUGAUGUUGUUGGUUCCGCAGACGCUGAUGCUGAGUAACGUGCUACUGGACACGAGCACUACCAGCUGUGAAGGUUCGCUUUUGGGAACUGUACCAGUCCGUCUAGGUUACUCUUAGAAUUUGUCCCCCUGCUGUGUAGGAUCUAUGGUUUCAUGCUUGUAAGAUAUGGGCAGCGCUAUGCUGCGUGGUUGGCUGCAGGAUGUCUUUUUGUGUUUUUAGGGUAGUAAUGAACUAUGCUAUGCGUGCAAUCCUGCAAGGACCAUACUCAUGUACAUCGCGAGUAUGUAGUCUAGGGCUGAACAAAUCAGAGAGGCAGAGACACUGCUCCCCUUGGUAUUUCUACUAUUUGCUGCUACUACCACCCUUCUCUUUGUCGCAGUACACCAAAAUAGUGAACUUCUUAGAGCCUAAACCCUAGGAAGUUAGCCCUAAACUCUAGGAAGUUAGCUAAACUCUCAAAAGUGAAGCCAUCCCGUCGGAAGUUUGGCUCUCGGAAAUUUUUUGUCGGAAGUUAGCUUAACUUCCUAGAGCCCUCUAGGAAAUUAGCUAACUUACUACAACCAAAGGAGCCUCUCGGAAGUUCUGUGCAUUCGUGGGAUUUCGUUUGGUCAACUGUGUCAUGUUCGGCGAUUUAGCGUGAUCCAGCAGCUAACAUGUUUAAUUAUGAAUUGUAUCGAGGGAUGUCUGAUUUGUAUUUGUUCACAAGAUAGCUACUUUUGAUAAAGCAGCUGGUUUCCAGGUAACGUGUUCUCCUGCCAAUUUGCUUACACACUAUUCUAUUCUACAUUGAGCUUAACAGUCAGACUUUUGACAGGCACUUAUCCACCCCAGCUGCUCUUGAAGGUAAAAACUCAUUGAAUGGAAAAGGCAUCCCCGUUUUUUCUUCUUAAGCCAGUGAUACUAAGCACAUUAUGUUGGUUUUGUUUGCUUGACAUGUUGAUCUGGGGGAUUGAAGGUUGAAAACUCUACACGGUAUUCUUAGAUUGGAAACCAUGUUUUUAAUCCAUCAUAAAGUUAUUAGUCUUACAGAUUCAGUUUUAUGACUGAUCCGCAAGUCAUGAACAUCCUAUGCAUCUUACAGUGCUUAUUGAUUUGCAGCAGCACAAUUUUAGUUUUCUCACGCAGCAUAAUUGGUUCUAUCUCGUGUUGCUUCUUUGGGCUGCUAUUACGAGUCAUUUUGCUGAUUCUCUUUCGCCUUAUAUUACAGGUUACCACAGCUCUUAGUCUGAGGUUUUAUAUUCAACCGUUGCUUAGCUAAGACUCCACAAAGCUCUGCUGAAAAGAUAAAAGCCUUCACCUUGUCAUCGAGUCAAAGCUAACCUAAGCCAAUCGAGGUCGAAGGAGGUAGCUUCGGGGUGAUGCGCUGUGGCUUACUAUGCAAGAGACAUGGAUACAUGCAGGAGACGAAGAUAAAGGUUACGGAAGACUUGAUCUGCAAGAUGUAUAGAUGGGAAAGUACAAUAUUACUGUCGUAAUGUAUGUAGCGGUCAUGUAUAUGGUUUGUGGACAUGUUUGUAAUUUCAUACAAAGUUAUAUCCCACGAUUCUAAAUAGAGGAAUAAUGCCAUGCAUAGACACACACUUUCGAGCCUAGAUCACAGAACCACUCAGUCUUCGAAGAUACCUUCGAGCUCCCGCUUGUGAAGUUGAAUGUAUACUUGUAAUCAUUUGGUAUCUUGUAAGGAGUAAAAUAAAUAUGAGUUUGCACA